Molecule: messenger RNA, 4278 nt
Organism: Symbiodinium necroappetens
Lineage: Eukaryota; Dinophyceae; Suessiales; Symbiodiniaceae
Source: the annotation of a GenBank genome assembly
AUGUCUGACACCUUGCCUUUCCACCCGACCAUCCAACGCUGGUUUGCUGAUCAAUAUCCCGCACCCACUGAAGUGCAACAAGCCAGCUGGCCGCUGCUGGCCAGCGGUCAGCACGCCCUCAUUACAGCGCCCACCGGCAGCGGCAAAACCCUCACCGCCUUUUUGUGGUCGCUGAGUCAGUACGCCUCAGGUAACUACCACACCGGGCAAACCAAGGUGUUGUAUAUCUCGCCUUUGAAAGCCCUGAACAAUGAUAUCCAGCGCAACCUCACCACGCCGCUGGCGCAGUUGACAUCUGCUUACGGCUUCCCGCAGUUGAAGGUACAAACCCGCUCAGGAGACACCCCCCAGAGUGAGCGACAACGCAUGCUGCGAACGCCGCCGGACAUACUCAUCACCACGCCGGAAAGUCUUGGCCUGUUGCUGACCACACGCAAAGGUCAGAUUGCGCUGAGUCAGGUUCAGACCGUCAUCCUUGAUGAGAUUCACGCCCUGGUCGAUAACCGUCGCGGCGCAUCUUUGAUGGUCAACAUCGAGCGUCUGGCAGAUUUUGCCGGAGAAUUUCAACGCAUCGCAUUGUCAGCCACCGUGUCACCACUGGAGGCAGUGGCGGAGUAUGUUGCGGGCCAUACCCCCCAGGGACAACUUCGACAGGUGCAGGUCGUCAACACACCCGGCGCAAAGAAAAUCGAUUUCCGCAUUACCUUUCCUCCGGACGCCAAGCAGGCAGCCGAAAACGGCGAGAAGAUCUGGGAACCUUUAUCAAAGAGUUUCAAGGCAACCAUUGCGGACAACACCUCCACCCUGUUCUUCACCAACAGCCGCCGCCUGGCAGAAAAAAUAACCCUAAAAAUCAAUGAAGAAGAACCAGAACCUCUUGCCUAUGCACACCAUGGCUCGCUGGCCAGAGAGGUGCGCACUGAAGUCGAACGACGCCUUAAAGCCGGCGAGCUGAAAGCCAUCGUAGCGACUAAUUCUCUGGAAAUGGGUAUCGAUAUCGGCGCCCUGGACGAAGUGGUUCUGGUGCAAUGUCCGCCAUCGGUUUCAGCCUGCCUGCAACGCAUCGGCCGAGCCGGUCAUCAGGUGGGCGAAGUCAGCACAGGCACUUUGUUUCCUACCCACGCCCACGAUUUCCUGGAAGCCGCGGUGCUGGCCCAGGCGAUUGCGGCCCGCGACAUUGAACCCCAGCAGAUGAUGCGGGGGCCGCUGGAUGUUCUUGCACAGUUAGUCAUUUCGAUCUGCGCGAACGAGCCAUGGCCUGUGGACCAGAUCUACCGGCUGAUCACCCGCGCCGCGCCCUAUCAUCAUCUGCAACGUGAACAAUUUGACCAGCUGAUUGAAAUGCUCGCCGGGCGCUACAGUGGCAGCCGUAUCCGGGAGCUGCGCACGCGGCUGGAUUUUGAUCGCAUACAGCAGACCGUAAAAGCCAAUCGCGGCGCGGUGCUGGCCAUGUACAACUCAGGCGGCACCAUCCCGGACCGUGGCUAUUAUCAGUUACGACACGCUGACCAUGGCGCAGUGCUUGGCGAGCUGGACGAAGAAUUUGUCUGGGAGGCUAGCGUUGGUCAGACCUUUACCCUGGGUACCGCUGCCUGGCAGAUCAAGCAGAUCACGCACAACGAUGUGCUGGUCCGUCCGGCGCCACCGGAUCGGGCUGCACCGCCCUUCUGGCGGAGCGAGUUUUUUAACCGAUCGCUGCAUUUUUCAAAUCGAAUUACGCAAUACCUGGAACACGUUGAAGACCGGUUAGGCAAUAACGACAGCCAGGGGUUGCUUGAUGAUCUCACUGAAACUGACGGCUUUGAUGAUAUCGCGGCGGCAGAGCUUGUCGAUUACCUGCAACGCCAGCGCGCCCAUACCCGGAGCGAAUUACCCCACCGACAUCAUUUACUGGUGGAACUGGUGCGCACGGGACCCGCGGGUUACCACGGCCCGAAUGAUCCCCGGCAGGUGGUGCUGCACACCUUCUGGGGAGGCCGUUUGAACCAGCCAUGGGCAAUGGCCAUUCAAGCCGCCUGGCAGGCGCGCUUUGGCAGCAAACUCGAGAUACACGCAGAUAACGAUGCCAUUGUGGCGCAAAUUGAGGGAGAGCUGGACCCGCACGUUCUGCUAACACUCGUUACGCCAGCCAACUUUUCUGCGUUAUUUCGGGGCAGCCUUGAACUGUCGGGUUUCUUUGGCGCACGCUUCCGGGAAUGCGCCGGACGCGCACUGUUACUGACCAAAGCAAAGUUUAAUCAACGCCUGCCUUUGUGGAUGAGCCGUCUGCAGGCAAAAAAACUGAUGACCCAGGUCAAAAGCCUGGAAAAUUUUCCGAUCAUGAUCGAAACCUGGCGCACCUGUCUGGAUGAUGAGUUUGAUAUUCCCGCUUUACUGGCACGCCUGCAGGAACUGGAAAGCGGCGAGAUCCACUGGAGCUUUGUCGAAACCACCAGCCCCAGCCCGUUCGCCCGUAACCUGACCUUCGGCCAGGUCAGCCGCUACAUGUACGCGGAUGACACCCCGGAAGAUGAUGAACUGAGCAGCUUGAGCGCAGACGUCAUCAGUCAGGCUUUACACAAUGACGCGCUGCGGCCGCGGAUUGAACGUGAGGUCAUUCAACAAUUCGAAGCCAAGCGUCAGCGACGCUUCCCAGGUUACGAACCCAGCCAUCCAGAUGACUGGUCAGCAUGGCUGAAAGAAAGAAUCCUGAUUCCAAUCAACGAACUGCCAGAAACCCUCCCACCAAUGGAUUAUCUACGCUGGAUAGAGGUCGGCAAGCGACGCUGGGCCACCCACGCAGAACUCGAGCAGGGUUUGUAUACCUGCGGUCUGGUGCCAGGUGAGGCGCCUGAAAACAGUUUUGCUAUCAGCGAGUUACGCACGGAUGUAGAGAUUGCUCGCGAAAUACUGUCGUUCUAUGGCCCGCUGUCGGAAACGGACAUUUCUCAACGUCUGCCUUCAAUCCCGGAAGGCCUGUUCAACGUUGAUGAAACGUUCAUUCAGGGUCUGCUGAUCGCCGGUGAUGACACAAGCUACUGGUGUGAUGCACAGAACUUUGAAUCGCUGAUGCGCUUCGCGCGCGCCGCGCAGCGCACUGAAUUUGCAGCACUGCCGGUAACUCACCUGCCGGGGUUCUGGGCCAGCUUUCAACAGUUUGGUCGACGUUCUGAACCGCAGUCGCUGCUGUCUGUUCUGGAAAGGUUGCGCGCGCUGCCCUGCACAGUUUCAACCUGGUGGUAUGACCUGUUACCCGCCCGUCUGUCCGGCAUGCAGGCCAGCGUCUGGGAUACUGAAAUUCCAGACUAUGGGUUUACCUGGGUCGGCGCAGGCAAAGAACAGAUAGCCGUUGGCUUCCCCGAAGACCUUGAAUUACUCAGUGACAGUCAAGCCAGAGCCGAUUUUGCAGACAGCUUUGUCGACCCUAGCGCGGGGUACCGUUUCGAAGACCUGGCGCAACAACAGUCAAUCAGCCGCAAUGCCUUUAAUAACCAGUGGUGGCAGGCCGUCUGGCAAGGCGGGUUACACAGUGAUACGUUUGCUUCCAUACGGAUCGGGUUAGAGCGCAAAUUCACCUUGCAGGCCCCACCGGCACAAAUCUCAAGCCGGCGUCGAAUGCGCAUGUCCGCACCUGGCUGGCCAGGCAACUGGCUGCUACCGCGCAGCAAAUCACCGCUGGAUGCGUUAAGUCGUUUGGAAGCGGACAAAGAAAUUGUUCGCCUGCUGCUGGACCGAUAUGGCUGGGUCAACCGGGAAAUUGUCAAUCGUGAACGUUUGCCUUACGGUGCAGAAGGCAAAACUCUGCGUUGGCGCAAUGCCUUCCGCGCAUUACGCGUAAUGGAACUGUCAGGCGAAGUGCUGACUGGACACUUCUUUGAACAACUCUCUGGCCCACAAUUCAUUACUGCCAGCGCAUAUGCACAGCUGCAAAACCCAGCCGCCCCCGACAGCUGGUGGCUCGCAGCCAAUGACCCGGCGUCACCCUGUGGCCUGGGGCUGGACUGGCCGGAGCUACCGCAACGGCGGGCAAAUAAUUAUCUGAGUUUCGCCGCGAAUAAAUUAAGCGCGGUGAUCAUCAAUGGUGGCAAACAGAUUCAGUACUACAUUCCUGCAGAUGAUCAAUCACUACCUGUGGUUAACGCAGUGCUGGCACAUCUGGUCAACUAUCGCCGUCUGCACGUACAGAUUGAAAGUAUCAACCAGGUACCCGCACGCAGCAGCCCGUACCUGAGCGCUCUGCAAAGCCAGUUUGAGGUGGCUUCAGAUCACAAAAGUGUAACGCUGCAACCAGGAUUCUGA